GGUGGCAGAGGCCAAGCACAAGCACCAAACCCCACACCCGCACCCAAGAAAGCAAGCAGAGCAUUCUCCACUUUCCCCUCCCUCGCCAUGGCAGCCAAGGCCCCCGCCCUCGCGGCGGCGCUCCUCCUCCUCGCCGCCGCCGCCCUCCUGCUCGCCCGCGGCGCCGAGGCCGGGGCCGCGGAGGUGCCGCUGAGCUGGGAGCUGGGCGUGGAGGACGUCGCCGACGACGGGUUCGGCUUCGCGGGCGCCGGCGGCGACGAGGCGGUGGCGGCGCGGCGCGUGCUGCAGAGCGGCAACGGGUACAUCAGCUACGGCGCGCUGCGGAGGGACAACGUGCCCUGCUCCGUGCGCGGCUCCUCCUACUACAACUGCCGCCCCGGCGGCCAGGCCAACCCCUACUCCCGCGGCUGCUCCGCCAUCACGCGCUGCCGCGGCUGAUUGGGCCACCCGCCGCUCCGCCCCCGCCCCCGCCCCGGUUGGUUGGUUGAGAUGCUGCUCCGUGCUCUCCUUCGCCGCAGAUGCAGAGUACAUUUCUUUCAUGCUGCUGUUUUACUAGUACUCAAUUCCAAGAGGUCGUGUCCGUUGAUGUAAAUCGAAAUCCAAGCCGUAUUGUAUAAACUGAUGGAUUGGUGGAUGAUUGGUUGAUUUCUUUCC
Triticum urartu is the source of this 654-nucleotide messenger RNA. The record is from RefSeq and is a predicted model, not a curated record. Lineage: Eukaryota; Viridiplantae; Streptophyta; Magnoliopsida; Poales; Poaceae.